GCAAUGGCUCCUCAAUUUUCAACAAAACAGAGAAUAUUUAUUACUUUGGAAUACAAAAUAUGGUUGAGAACUCCUCCAGUCGUAUGUUUCUUCCCAUUAAGUUUGGAUGUAGUUUCAUACUUGUUCUUUGUCUUGCUGUGCCAAGCAGUCGUGCCACAAGCAUGCAAGCAAAUAUUACUCAGGAGAGUUUGGCAGAAGAUGGUUUUAUUCAGGAUGAAAUGGAAGGUUUUCAAAAUAUCAGUAUCGUUCAAGGAGAAGAGUUCGGUAACACCACAGAACACAAAGGAUUCCUUCAUGGGUUCGUGGAGUCUCUUUCUGUCAUACUGGUUUCUGAGCUGGGAGACAAAACAUUUUUUAUCGCCGCAAUCUUGGCAAUGCAGAACAACAAGCUUCUAGUCUUCCUUGCUGCCAUUGGAGCUCUCGCUGUAAUGACAGUUUUAUCUGCACUGCUUGGAUUUGUUGUAACUACUUUUAUUCCCAGAGAGUACACUUACUACGCCUGUACAGCUAUCAUGUUCCUUUUUGGGUUUAAGAUGUUGUGGGAGGCGUGGAGGAUGUCUGACACUGAGCUGGAGGACACCCAGAGGGAGGUGGAGGAGGAGAUUGCCAGACGAGGUUCCAUCUCGAGCUCAAAUCCCGGUGUUACUGCAGCUGAUGCUGAGGCUGCUGUUCCUAUGACCGAGGCUGGACAGGAGGCCGAGGUUGAUACUGAUGCCUCUACGGAGGUUAAGGAGAAAAAGAAGUCAAUGAGAGAACAAAUCCGAGAGAACUCCUGGUUCGGGAAGAAGUGUUUGAAGAUCUUCAAGGUGUUCACCAACACCUUCGGCAUGACAUUCCUGGCGGAGUGGGGAGAUAGGUCCCAGCUAGCUACAAUUGUGAUGGCUGGUAUUAAUGAUGUAGCUGGAGUAUGUGUUGGAGGAGUUCUCGGCCAUUUUAUUUGUACCGGUCUGGCUGUGCUGUGUGGUGCUCUCAUCGCAAAGAAAAUAUCUGUCCGAAAAGUUACUGCCCUAGGAGCCCUGGUCUUCAUAGGAUUUGCUAUCGCUUCUCUAUUCAUCGAUCCUAACGAGGAGAGUCAUCUUGUCCCAGAUGUAGAGGGUGAUAACCACAAUGCCACAAUAUACAAGGAAAACCACAUUUCUUUUGUAGAAACUACCACAUCUAGGGUAGCUACGAGACAUGCUGACUGACCUACGAAAUCAGAAACCUAUGACCGGCCUGUAAAAACUUCAUCUGUUUUGUAUAAUGUAAACUUAUUGACUUCCUUAAUUUCUUCCAUAAAGCUUUCUACAAACUGGGGCAUUUUUACCCUGUGCCAUACACUGAUCCUUUUAUAUGGAAUAAACUUUUACCACAUUCGAAAAUUGUCGUAAUAAAGAAACAAUUUUUUUAUGAUUAUGCAAAUGGGAUAAAUAUAGAGAUAGCUAAAUAUCCAUAAUGCAAUGUCUAUGAACAUCCUUUUAAGCAGAAUUGAAAACUCAUCUUAGUUUCAUAAAUGUCAUUUUUCUUUAUGAUUUAUAUUAUCAGUAGAAAUUGUAAAUGGACCAUUUGGACAACCUACACAUUUAAGAAAACUUCUUUUUUUCUUUAUUAUUCAAUCAUUUAUUUUUUUAAGUAUUAUAAUAAUAUAAAAGUUCCCUAAGACAUAUUUUGGAACUAUAUUUUUAAAAUAAUGUAAUACUGUAAUCCUUUUUCGGUGGCCAUUUAUAUCUAUUUAUCCAGGUGAAGGCCUAUGUAGUUCAGAUAUAUAUGUAAAAUGUAUAAAACAUGACACUGUUAUAUUUGUAAUGUAUGCCAGAAUAUUGGGAAAUUACAUGGACUUAAAAAGUUGACAUUUCUGGCUAAUCAAUUAUAAUUCCCCCCCCCCCCCCUCACUCAACCUGAACAAUACCGAUGUUUUUCAGUCCAGCCCAGUGCAGUGCCCAUUCUCUCAAGUAAAAUUGUCAAUAACUGUUUAUUGAUUGAUUAUGAAAGGAUAUUAAAUGUAUUUCAUGUAAAUAAAAGAAACAAUAAAUGCUCUAGAAUA
Molecule: messenger RNA, 2023 nt
Organism: Eurytemora carolleeae
Lineage: Eukaryota; Metazoa; Arthropoda; Copepoda; Calanoida; Temoridae
Product: transmembrane protein 165
Exons: 15
Coding region: 60-1187 (375 amino acids)
Biological process (GO): Golgi calcium ion transport; manganese ion transmembrane transport; calcium ion transmembrane transport
Cellular component (GO): Golgi apparatus
Molecular function (GO): manganese ion transmembrane transporter activity; calcium ion transmembrane transporter activity
Source: RefSeq, a predicted model, not a curated record